This is a messenger RNA of Acinonyx jubatus (cheetah), 4464 nucleotides long. It is a transcript of the gene RTEL1, whose product is annotated as regulator of telomere elongation helicase 1. Lineage: Eukaryota; Metazoa; Chordata; Mammalia; Carnivora; Felidae. Gene Ontology annotation, molecular function: DNA binding; ATP binding; DNA polymerase binding. The transcript is spliced from 34 exons. Gene Ontology annotation, biological process: DNA repair; regulation of double-strand break repair via homologous recombination; negative regulation of DNA recombination. The record is from RefSeq and is a predicted model, not a curated record. Gene Ontology annotation, cellular component: nucleus. Bases 39 to 4292 code for a protein of 1417 amino acids.
AUCAGCCAGCCUCAGUGCCUUCCUGAGAACAGGCCAGUAUGCCCAAGAUAGCCCUGAAUGGUGUGACAGUGGACUUCCCCUUCCAGCCGUACAAAUGCCAGGAGGAGUACAUGAGCAAGGUCCUGGAGUGUCUGCAGAAGAAAGUGAAUGGCAUCCUGGAGAGCCCCACAGGCACAGGGAAGACACUGUGCCUCCUCUGCACCACGCUGGCCUGGCGGGAGCACCUCCGUGACACCAUCUCUGCCCGCAAGAUCGCCGAGAGGGCGCAGGGGGGGCUUUUUGUCGAUCACACCUUGUCCUGGGGAGCUGCCACUUCUGAUGGAGACAGCACAGCCUGCUACUCGGACGUCCCAAAGAUCAUUUAUGCCUCCAGGACCCACUCGCAGCUCACUCAGGUCAUCAGCGAGCUUCGGAGCACCUCCUACCGGCCCAGGGUAUGUGUGCUGGGUUCCCGGGAGCAGCUGUGUAUCCACCCUGAGGUGAAGAAGCAGGAGAGUAACCACAUGCAGAUCCACUUGUGCCGGAAAAAGGUGGCCAGUCGUUCCUGUCACUUCUACAACAACGUGGAAGAGAAGAGCCUGGAGCAGGAGCUGACAACCUCCAUCCUGGACAUUGAAGACCUGGUCAAAAGUGGGAACAAGCACAAGCUGUGCCCGUACUACCUGUCUCGGAACCUGAAGCAGCAGGCUGACAUCAUCUUCAUGCCGUACAACUACUUGUUGGACGCCAAGAGCCGCCGGGCGCACAGCAUUGACCUGAAGGGGACGGUUGUGAUUUUCGAUGAAGCUCACAAUGUGCGUGUAUGCUGGUCUCAGGAAAAGAUGUGUGAGGAGUCGGCAUCCUUCGACCUGACCCCCCAUGACGUGGCUUCUGGACUGGACGCCAUAGACCAGGUCUUGGAGGAGCAGACCAAGGUGGCACAGCAGGGCGAGUUCCACCUGGACUUCAGUGCGGACUCUGCCGCCUCAGGGCUGCGCAUGGAGUUGGAAGACCUCGCCAAGCUCAAGGUGAUCCUGCUUCGCCUGGAGGGGGCCAUCGAUGCCGUUGAGCUGCCGGGGGACCAGAGUGGUGUCACCAAGCCAGGGAGCUACAUCUUUGAGCUGUUUGCCGAAGCCCAGAUAACCUUUCAGACCAAAGGCUGCAUCCUCGACUCCCUGGACCAGAUCAUCCAGCACCUGGCAGGACGUACGGGGCCGUUCACCAACACAGCGGGGCUGCAGAAGCUCUCAGACAUCAUCCAGAUUGUGUUCAGUGCAGACCCUGCGGAGGGCGUGUCUAGUUCCGUGAUGGGGUCUGGGGUCUCUCAAUCCUACAAGGUGCACAUCCACCCUGAUGCCGGUCACCAGAGGACAGCUCGGCGAUCAGAUGCCUGGAACGCCACGGCGGCCAGAAAGCAAGGGAAGGUGCUGAGCUACUGGUGCUUCAGCCCCGGCCACAGCAUGCGCGAGCUGGUCCGCCAGGGCGUCCGCACCCUCAUCCUCACCAGCGGCACACUGGCCCCCGUGUCCUCCUUCGCCCUGGAGCUGCAGAUCCCUUUCCCAGUCUGCCUGGAGAACCCACACGUCAUCGACAAGCACCAGAUCUGGGUGGGGAUCGUCCCCAAAGGCCCCGAUGGAGCCCAGCUGAGCUCUGCCUUUGACAAACGGUUUUCUGAUGCAUGCCUGUCCUCCCUCGGCAAGGCGCUAGGCAACAUCGCCCGCGUGGUCCCGCACGGGCUCCUGGUCUUUUUCCCUUCCUACCCCGUCAUGGAGAAAAGCCUGGAGUUCUGGCGGGCCCGUGACUUUGCCAGGAAGCUGGAGUCCCUGAAGCCUCUAUUUGUGGAGCCGAGGAGCAAAGGUGGCUUCUCAGAGGUGGUGGAUGCUUAUUACACUCGAGUCGCCUCCCCCGGGUCCAGCGGGGCUACUUUCCUGGCUGUGUGCCGGGGGAAGGCCAGCGAGGGGCUAGACUUUGCGGACACGAACGGCCGCGGUGUGAUCGUCACGGGCCUGCCGUACCCCCCACGCAUGGACCCCCGGGUGGUCCUCAAGAUGCAGUUCCUGGACGAGUUGAAGGGCCGCAGCGGGCCUGGAGGUCAGCUCCUCUCCGGGCACGAGUGGUACCGGCAGCAGGCGUCCAGGGCUGUGAACCAGGCCAUCGGCCGGGUGAUCCGGCAUCGCCACGACUACGGGGCCAUCUUCCUCUGUGACCACAGGUUCACUCAUGCAGACGCCAGAGCCCAGCUGCCCUCCUGGGUGCGCCCCCACGUCAGGGUGUAUGACAGCUUCGGCCACGUCAUCCGGGACGUGGCCCAGUUCUUCCGUGUCGCCCAGAAAAAUAUGCCGGUGCCGGCCCCCCUACUCGCUGCCCCAAGUCUGGGUGAGGGAGAAGGUGCUGUCACGGUGGCCGUGUCGCCUGGCCCCCUCUCCACCAGGAAAGCCAAGAGUCUGGAUGUGCACGUCCCCAGCCUGAGGCGGAGACCCGCGGGGUCACCGACCAGGGACGCCGAGAGCAGCCUGUGUGUGGAGUACGGGCGGGAGCUGGCCCUCGCUCAGCAGAGGCCUGUGGGGCUGCUGGCAGCCCUGGAACACAGCGAGCAUCUGGCUGGGGGGCCUGGGGACAAGGCCUCCCCUGGGGAGGAGAAGUGUCACAAGGGGCCUGGGGGCUCUGAGGGCGUGGCCAGGACCACAGCGUGUCCCCCCCAGGCAGCGCAUGUCUCCACCCUGUCCCUCCCACGUGAGAAGAGGCCUGCAGAGCAGCAGAAAGGAGGCAGAAGGAAGAUCAGGCUGGUGGGCAGCCGGCAGGAGGGGCCGGCGGCCAGUACACAGGCGGGCAGGGCCAAGCUGUUCAUGGUGGCCGUGAAGCAGGCGCUGAGCCAGGCCAGCUUCGACACGUUCACUAGGGCCCUGCAGGACUACAAGGGCUCUGACGACUUUGAGGCUCUGGUCGCCUGCCUCGGCCCACUCUUUGCUGAGGAUCCCAAGAAGCACGGCCUGCUCCAAGGCUUCUACCAGUUCGUGCGGCCACACCACAAGCAGCAGUUUGAGGAGGUCUGCCUGCAGUGGACAGGCCAUGGCUGCGGCUACCGGCCUGAGCACAGCCUUCCUCAGAGACGGGGCGCUCCGUCAGCCCAGGCCCCCAGGGGAAGGAGGGAGUGUGACCCAAAGCUGACCCUGUCCCAGGAUGCAGCCGGGCAACUGGACCCUGGACAGCACCUGAAUCAAGGCAGGCCUCACCUGGUCUCCGGACCAGCCCCGGCAGGAGACCCCAGCAGCUGUCCAAAAGAGGGUGGAUCUGGAGCCCCCAGGGUGGAGAAGCAAGGCCCGCCUGUAGGGAGCGCCUACUUGGCCGAUGUCCGAAAGGCCCUGGGGUCCGUAGGCUGCAGCCAGCUCCUCGCAGCGCUCACCGCCUACAGACGGGACGGUGACUUCGAGAAGGUGGUGGCCGUGGCGGCCGCACUCACUACCUCAAGGCCCGAGGACUUGCACCUGCUUGAGAGCAAGUGGCCGCGGAGGGGGCGGGGCUGGGGGUGCGCCGGGCCGGGCCGGGCCGGGCGCUGUGGGCGGGGCCUGACCGCUCUCCCCACAGGGUUUGGCGCGUUCCUGAGACCUCGCCACCAGCAGCGCUUCCAGCAGGUGUGCGCCGACCUGAUGGGCCCGGCCGCCCCGACCGCGGGCCCUGAGCCGCCGGGUCCCCAGGACGGGACCCCCACCGUGCCUCCCGACCUCGCCCACGGUGAUUCCAGGCCAGACUCGUGCCUGUGUCUCCAGGCCCCCCAGGACAGGACAAACCGGGGAGGACCCAGAGCAAGAUCUUGGCCUUCCUUAGACCGAGGCAGGCCGGGGAUGCGGGGGCUCCCAGCCAGCCCCCCAGCGCCCCCCGCAGGCACGCGCCCUCCGAGUCCGGCUCGGCGUGCCCCGGCUGCGGGGCGGAGGACACGGUCCCUUUCCAGUGCCCUUCCUGCAACUUCCACCGCUGCCGGGCCUGCUGGCGACGGCUCCUCCAGGCCUCUAGGACUUGCCCGGCCUGCCACGCCCCUGCCAGGAAGCAGAGCAUCACGCAGGUCUUCUGGCCAGAGCCCCAGUGAGGCUGGAGACCCUCGGGCAGGCGGACGCCGCCUCUGUCCCAGACGCAGCUGGGACACUUGUCCCUUCACGGGGUGCGGGCCACGGGCCAGGCCAGUGCCCGUGGGGAUGCCCCUGAAAUGGCAGCAGGAUCGGCGCCUGCCUAUGAGAAGCCCCGAAGUACCCUUAGGGUCUGGGGAGGGUCUGCUAAAAGGUACCUCUUCAGAACUUUCCUUGGCUGCUUGUUUGUGAGUGGAGCUUCAGGCGCUUGGCUGCUGCGGCCUGAGCCCAGGACUGGAAGGUGGGGGAAACGCUCUGCUCCCUCCUCUCCGGGACCUGUGUGUGUGUGUGUGCGCGCGUGUGCGCGCAGUGGACCUGCUUUUAAUCAGGUGACAGGUUCUCUAAUAAAGUUGCAGAUACCGUA